Messenger RNA from Tripterygium wilfordii, 1321 nucleotides. RefSeq names its product calcium uniporter protein 2, mitochondrial-like. Lineage: Eukaryota; Viridiplantae; Streptophyta; Magnoliopsida; Celastrales; Celastraceae. The record is from RefSeq and is a predicted model, not a curated record. Gene Ontology annotation, cellular component: mitochondrial inner membrane; uniplex complex. The transcript has 2 exons. Bases 48 to 1076 code for a protein of 342 amino acids. Gene Ontology annotation, molecular function: uniporter activity; calcium channel activity. Gene Ontology annotation, biological process: calcium import into the mitochondrion; mitochondrial calcium ion homeostasis.
ACUCUUUUCCUCUCUAGAGCUUUCUUUUUCUAAGAUUCAGCUCAACAAUGGCGUCCAAGAAAUCCUUAGCCCAGCGCCUCUUCAACGUUUCCAGAAUCUCUCUUACCAACUGUCGCGUUUCCUCACCGCGGGUUCUGGCUCGAUCCAGAAUCUCUCAGAGCGCUAGUCAAAAAACUCUCGAGCACGAUCCGGGAGACAAUGGCAUGUUCAAGCGGUUUUUCCACAGGAGAGCGAUUUUCCAGAAUGAUAUGGCGCCAGAACUCCACGCAGUCUGGGUCGGAGAUAAACUUAUUGACAAACUGCGGGAUAUCGACAUUUCGAAGAACCGGAUCCGACUGGACGGAUUGAUUCCUCCGCCGGCUCUGUCUCCAGAGAAGACGUCGCCGGCUUUUCCCGGCGGAUUGAAGGCGGAGGAUACGAAAAAAUUGUUGAGGGUAGCGCAGUUGGAAUUGGUGAAAAUGAAGCUGAGAGAAACAGAGAAAAGCUGGAUACCGUAUCUGGAGUUUGUUCGGAUCUGCGCUGAUGCUUGUCCGGAUCUGGACCAAGGAAAUCGGAUUGCCACGACGCUUGACGAGUCCGGAGCGGUCAUUGUGUUGGGAAACGCAGUUUUGCUGAGGCCGGAACAGGUUGCCAAAGCAAUUGGAGGUCUAAUACCAUCGCCAAUAGCCAACACAAACGAUCCAAGAAGAAAGGAAUUGGAAGAAAUGGAAAAGCAGAAAGCCAGAAUUGACAAAAAGGCAGAGUCCCUGGUCCGCCGAGAACUCUGGUGUGGGCUGGGAUACUUAGUAGUCCAAACGGCCGCAUGCAUGAGGCUGACUUUCUGGGAACUGUCAUGGGAUGUCAUGGAGCCUAUUUGCUUCUGUUUCACUUCCAUGUACUUCAUUGGAGCCUAUUUCUUUUUCCUCAGAACGUCCAAAGAGCCUACUUUUCAAAGUCUCUACGAAUGCAGGUUUAGUGCAAAGCAGAAGAGGCUUAUCAAGAUUCACAAUUUUGAUAUUGGGAGGUACAAUGAGCUCAGAAGAGCUUGUGAUCCCUACUCUUCGUUGUCGUCAGCAACAGAUCUUGCGGACAAGUAGCAGUUCGUUGCUUGAUAUGAAUUCCUUAGGUUUAAACAAACAUACAAAUGAUAAGUGACAUGUUGAAUGUUGAUUGAGACUCAAGAUUUAACUCUUGUUUUCCGGAAAUCCAACCCAAACAACUUGUAGAGUUAUUCUCAAUUUUGGGAAUUUGACUCUUGUUUCGGCUUUUCCCUUUUAAUGGGCAUAUGUACAAUUGAGAGGUGUUGUAUCUUAAUUUAUAUGGCACUUUGUUUUUCUUUUAA